AUCAGUAUUUAUGCUUUAAUUUCCUCAUAUUUAUAUCUAGAUGUGUUAAACAACUUAGAACAUGGUGCCUUUUUUGUUUGAACCACCCAUUUUUUCCAAAUGAUCAAUAAUAUUGGAACAUCUGACCAGGUGUGCCCUGUUACAUUAAUUGUUUAAAGAAUGAAAAGUCUACUCUUGGUUUGAGCCCUAGGUUUCACCUGUAAAGACGGUAUUUGUUGUCAAAAGGAAUAAACCAACUUGAAGACUAGACAGCUAUCUAUCGGACAAAAGAGGGAGAAUCUAUCAGGGCCAUUGCACAAGCAUUGGGCAUAGCCAGUCACAACAAUUUGGAAUGUCCUGAAAAAGAAAGAAACCACUGGUGUACUAACAACCUGACAUCAAACUGGUUGGGCCAAGUAAAACAACAGCAGUUGAUGACAAACAUUGUGAGAGCUGUGAAGAAAACCCCAAAAACAACAGUUUGUGACAUCAACAACAACCUCCACUGGGCAGCAGUGAAGGUAUCACAAUCCACCAUUGGAAGAAGACUUAACGUGCAGAAAAAUAGAGGCCAUACCAUAAGAUGCAAACUCAUCAGCAGUAAGAAUCCGAAAGCCAGAUUAGAAUUCGCAAAGAAAUACGGAAAUGAGCCACAAAAGUUCUGGCCAAAGUGUGGAGACAGAAAGGAUCUGCUCAUGAUCCACAAUAUAUUCAAGCUCAUGUCAUGGCUUGGGCUCAUGGCUGUACAUGCCCAGUCAUGUCUGGACAUGUCUAGAAAACAUUUCUUUACUUGCAUUGUGGGCAACAUUGAAAUUGAGGAUUGCAAACACAAAAUCUGCAAUUUUUUUUUCAAAACUGUACGUGACAGGAACAAUCACAAGUGAUUUUUGAGCUCAGCAGUCCAAAAUCCAUCAAAUACUUCCAAAACUUUCCAGGUAGCAAAAUAUUUGUUCUCUGGUGUAAUUAAUACUACCAAGCUAAAAUCUUGGAUAUCUCCUGGAUAAAGUCUGGAUACAUGCCUUCCUUGUACCUUGAGGGAUUGUGGCUCAAGUUGAGCUGUGCUGGAGGAUCAAAGGGAUCGUGGUAGAUUACUGUGGGUCAUUUGGAAGUCAACAAUUAUUUCAUGCUUUGUGCACAUCAAGAGACAUUGUUGUUUCCACUCCAGCCUUACAAACCUGAUGUCUAGUAUAUCUUCGAGUAUGGUACAGCUUGUCAAUAAACACAGCCAAGAACCACCUACUUUCACAGAAAGAUGUGUUUUGACAGACAAGGCUGUUAAAAAAAACCACAGGCAGUUUACAACUACAGACCAGCCCAAUGUACAUGCAAAAUAUCUUGUUUUCUCACCACUGGUGAUCUCUUGGUUGAUAAUGAUCGAUAAUUAAUAAAGACACGCCUUUUUUUUAAUCUCCAAAAAACUCACUUUGUGCAAAAGUUUGUUUUCCUGCUGGAAGUUGGCACAGUGAAGUGCAGGAAGCCAAGCAGAUUGCAGUCUUUAACUUUCUGAAGCUUGUGAGCAGAAAAGUGUACAAAGGAUGUCAGACUCUUUGUGGUCCAUUGGUCUAGUUCCACGCCAGUCUUCAAGCCAUGCUGCUAAUGUGGCUCACUAUAGUAAUGUCUUCAGUUAAAUGGAGGAUGUGAUUUCAGCUGUAUUUUGCAACACGGUCAUGGGUUCAACAAUGGACUGAGCUCCCAGCCCUGGGGGGUUUGGCCAAUCUUGAGUUCCUGAGGUCAUCCAACAUGAGGAUGCAGAGCGGUACAGUAUAUUGAAGUCCAGUAGGCUCAGCGUUCUUACUAGUCUCUGUAGGAUCAUCGUGAAUUGUCAGUGAACAACUUUCUCUCAAUUGUUUUCUAACUGAACAAGGUUUCCAUCAAAUCCUGAACCGAUCUGGACCGAUCCUGAACCGAUCUUUGGACCAUAAGGAUCAUUAUUAUUCCAGCUAUAAUAAUGAUAAUAAUCAGUAGUUACAAAUUUGAAGCUAUUUGCAAAGAGAUUGGACUCCUGAACACACUCAGACUUCCCCACAAUCAAAGGCUAACUGUACUGUGGGUUUUGACAAUGCUCACAACCAAAUGCCAUGGCAGACAACAAACAGGUGAUUACAAUCACUGAGCUCUAAUCCUCUUAGCUCCUUAACGGGACUUCUCCCAGCUCCUUAAGCUGUGUUCUCCCAGCUGUAUGGAGCCACGUUUGUCUAAUCCUAUAGUAGAGAAGUUUCCUUACAGCACUACAGCAUGGAGGAGUUCCUGAUCCCCGAGGAUGUUCGCUCUGAGCACGGCUUCUUCUCUCCGAUCGGAUCGGGGAAAAACAGACUGAACGGUGUAAAGAACUUGCUGCAUAGUGCCUUCAUCAUAUACAUCAGGGACUAUGUGAAACGAAACGGGCUGCUGACUCUGUCUGUGCUCGGAGUGUUUACAGGAUGCAUCCUUGGCUACACACUCAGGGGAUGUGAACUUUCCACGCAGGCAAAGAUCUAUUUCUCGUUCCCUGGUGAACUCCUGAUGAGAAUGCUAAAAAUGCUAAUUCUGCCCCUGAUCACCUCAAGUUUAAUGUCAGGCCUGUCAUCGAUGGAAUCCAAAGCCUGUUGUCAUAUGGGCUUGCUAACUGUGACCUAUUACCUGUGGACCACCUUCACUGCUGUUGUGGUUGGCAUUGUACUGGUGGUGAUCAUCAAACCAGGCUUUGCAACAGACAUGGAGCGCACCAGGCUGGGAGGAGGUCCGGUGAUGACCUCAGCAGACGCUCUGCUCGACCUCAUCAGGAACAUGAUUCCUUCAAAUCUCAUAGAGGCCACAUUUCAGCAGUACAAGACGAAUCUUAUACCUGUUCUUCAAACACCAGACAGCAACAAGCAGCACAACUUUGUUUACCUGAUGCCAGACGAGGAUCAUCCUAAAGGUUACACGGUGUUACUGGAUCUCACUCCACGUCCUGAUAUUCACUAUAAGAUAUAUCCUGGAAGCAGCCACCAAAUGAAUGUGCUGGGGAUCGUCAUCUUCUCAGCCACUAUGGGGCUCCUGCUUGGCAAAAUGGGUGAGCGAGGUGCACCUUUAGUCAACGUCUGCAAGUGCAUCAAUGAGUGUGUCAUGCAGAUCAUCAAUGCAGCGGUGUGGUAUUUCCCCUUUGGGAUCGUCUUUCUGGUGGCUGCGAAGAUCGUGGAUAUGAGUGACCCCUCCACUCUGGGGAAGAAGCUGGGCUGGUAUGCAGUGACCGUUAUGACUGGACUGUUCAUCCAUGGCUUCAUUCUUCUUCCUCUAUUUUAUUUCCUCUUAACACGCAAAAACCCCUUCAAGUUCAUCAGAGGACUGCUGCAAGCUAUGGUCAUUGCCUUAGCCACGUCCUCAAGUUCUGCCACGUUGCCCAUUACAAUGAAGUGCUUGCUGGAGAACUGUCAUGUAGAAAGACAGAUUGCACGCUUUGUCUUGCCCGUGGGUGCCACCAUCAACAUGGACGGCACUGCUCUCUAUGAAGCGGUGGCAGCCAUCUUCAUCGCUCAGGUCAACGAGUAUGAGCUUGAUUUUGGACAGAUGGUGACAAUAAGCAUAACGGCCACUGCUGCAAGCAUUGGUGCUGCAGGCAUCCCGCAGGCUGGCCUCGUAACCAUGGUGAUAGUGCUGACAUCUGUGGGAUUGCCACCAGAUGACGUCACACUGAUUGUGGCCAUCGACUGGAUUCUAGAUCGAUUUCGAACAAUGAUUAAUGUACUAGGAGACUCCCUGGCAGCUGGAAUCAUUGGCCAUUUGUGUCAGAAAAACUUUGCCACUGAUAAAAGGGGACCAGCCGGUGGAUCAUGCCAGAAUAGAAAUCAUAGCCAACACAUGGAGAAUUUGGCUGAGGUGCCGCUGCUUGCAGGAAAAGACUGCAUGUACGAGGUGGUUGGAGACACGGUUAUUGAGCGACCCACUGUCUACUACAACAUCUGUCAAGUUUAACUUCACUAGUGCCUUAAAACCACCACAUUUUGGAGACAAGUCUCUACAUUUGUGAUUCUGCUGGUAGUUAACUGACCAAGCCGACCACAUGUUCAACAAUUAUUCCACAUUGUAUUCUUUAUUAAAAAAAAAAACCCUACUGCAUAAAUGCUGGCAUUACACACUUUACAGCCAUGAUGUUCAUAUCAGCAGAGAAAAGAUGCAUUACAUGUAUUGCCUUAAAACAGACUAAAAGAACACUGACUACAUUUUGUCACCAAAGUCAUUUGUUGUAUGGUCUAAGAGUUCCAGACCCGUGUCUGUUAAGUAAUGUUUCUGUAGGACGUCUGUAGUUAUUACAAGCGAUUUGCACAGGGAUGGAAGUGUCUUUACGAUGUACACAUCAUUGUCAUACUAAAAGUAUGCAUACUACAUCCAUGCAAAUUAUGUAUACCUCAUUUUAAUACAAACAGAUAGUUUUGACCUUUAUUAUAAGUGCUUGUUGUAGGGCUUGUGGCCACACAAGUUGAGAUUGAUUACUGGUAGGUGACAUUCCCAUUAGCAUGUACACUCACCUGCCACGUUACACAGGUUCUCAACCCUGAACAACAC
Messenger RNA from Ictalurus punctatus (channel catfish), 4503 nucleotides. RefSeq names its product solute carrier family 1 member 8a (gene slc1a8a). Gene Ontology annotation, biological process: L-glutamate transmembrane transport. Bases 2215 to 3912 code for a protein of 565 amino acids. Gene Ontology annotation, molecular function: L-glutamate transmembrane transporter activity; glutamate:sodium symporter activity; neutral L-amino acid transmembrane transporter activity. The record is from RefSeq and is a predicted model, not a curated record. NCBI's taxonomy places the organism in Eukaryota, Metazoa, Chordata, Actinopteri, Siluriformes, Ictaluridae. Gene Ontology annotation, cellular component: plasma membrane. The transcript is spliced from 11 exons.